Drosophila elegans is the source of this 3747-nucleotide messenger RNA. RefSeq lists its product as uncharacterized. The transcript is spliced from 6 exons. Lineage: Eukaryota; Metazoa; Arthropoda; Insecta; Diptera; Drosophilidae. Gene Ontology annotation, cellular component: plasma membrane. The coding region runs from base 255 to 3143 and encodes 962 amino acids. The record is from RefSeq and is a predicted model, not a curated record.
UAGCCUCGCGUUUCUCGUCCAGAAAACUCAAUGUGUCUCUCCGCGUUUCAUACGUUUGCUCAUCAAGAGCUCGCUCAAAAGUAUAUAUGUAUAAUAUAAUUUCAUACAGCUCAUAAACAAUAUAUGGUGGCAAAACAAAUUCGUGUUCGGUGAAUGCAUACAAAAUUGAAUGAAAAAAAAGAACUAACAACUACUUGUAGGGAUAUAUAAUAUAAAGCGAGUGUAUCAGGACUGGAGUUAGCACUAGAGUGACGAUGAUUCAGAUACUGACACAUCGUCCCAACUGUAGUCCUUUAGUUGUGUUUGUGCUACUGUUAAUCGACCACCGACUCUUUGUGGACUCAAGUGUUCCAGUACUUCAAAAUCCUUCAGAUGAGUAUACCAAGUAUGUUCCAAUCGAGGAAUUGAAAUUGCCAGAGGAUCAGGAAUUGGUUGUCCGACUGCCGUCAAACUCACUGCUCAAAUAUACAUCGUACAAAGAUGUGUCUAUUCUACAUUUUGAUGUGCCACCCGAUUCUCGGACUGCUUUCUUCACCUUUAAAGCAUUCGAGGAUCCCAAAAGUGCCUUUCAACGAAAGUGUAAGCCUAAGGAUGUCACGCUGCAUCUGAAGGCGAGCAGUUAUCCAGUUAUUAGUCCAGAAAACAUAACAUUUCCCAAGAACUUCUUCACCACAGAUCAGAGGUUCAAGGUGUAUGACCUACAAUUUCUAUCUGAUGAGCAGCAGCAGCGUAUUACUAUAGAAGGACCUCACGUAGGCAACUGGUUUGCAGUGGCAUUUGUGAGUUGGUCAGAUCCUAAUAAUGACCGCAUUGAACAACAGGGACUCACCGCCUCAUGUGACACACUGUUGUCUGCCGAAAUGUCAGUGUCCCGCUUCCGUCCGAUAAUCAUAAAUAAUGGUCAGGAACAGCAGGAUAAUCUCACGAGCCAUGUUUCACCCAACAUUGCCAACGAAACCAAUAUAAAGGAAGGACUAAACACAACCAGACUUUUGCGUUCAGUGCCACCCAAACAGCAGAAACUUAAGCCACCAGCUGUUGUCGCAUCCGAAACCCUAGCUCAAGUUCAAAACACCACGGAAAGCCACAUCAACAGCACAGCGACCACCGCAAACAAUGAAAUCACUUACCGAUUCUAUGUGCCAGAUGAUAUAGGCGAUGCCAUUGCCCGUAUAAUUUUCGAUCAAGUGUGCGACGAGUGUCCGGCGGUGGGUUUUCAUGUCCGUGCCAAUGGAUACCCACUGGUAUCCGGUACGGAUCAGAGUCAUACUCACGGCUCCAUCAUCCGGCCAAACCAGACCACGGAAAUCUCGAUUCCGUUUGGGGUGCAGCCAAACACAUGGCAUUAUGCUUUGCUUACCUUUGUCAGCGGGGCGGAUGAAACGGAACUAACUACUGAGUCCUACAAUAGCAGUGCAAAUCACAGUUUAUCAUAUUCCCUGUUAAUUGAUUACAAUACUGAAGAGCCGGAAAAAACCAAGAGUGCUGGUAACAACACCAAUAGCUCCAUUCCCAAUCCCUGGGAGCCAGUUAAGUUUCGACAUAUGAAUUUUUACUCGCUGCUGCGGCAAACGUAUCGCGAGUUCUUUAUGUUCGACUAUGAUCUCCGGCCGGAUGUCAAUGGCACUGUGCCGGAAACCCUCAAUCUGACGGCCCAGACCCAUUCGGGAUUCGCCUUUGAUGUGGGCGAGGUGUCCGAUAUCGGGGGCACCCUAACCUUUGCCAUUUCCAUGAAGGAGGCACAUCGCGCCAGCUUGAGAAUGAUCCAGCCAACGCAAUCUCCCGAUUUGGGUGGCAUUCUGGCCGAGCGACUGAUCGGGGAUCCCAAGGAGGAGGUGGUGACCGCCACCCCUGCAACCAGCAAUCAGAGCAUGCAGAUUGUGGUCUGCAUGCAGCUGGGUGAGCCGGGCCAGCCGGAAUAUCCGGACAAGUGCCGCUACGGCCAGCGGCUGAAUCAGGCCUCCAUUGUCGUGAAUCACACGGAGAACAUGGGCCUGGUCCACAUUCCCUUUCCCGAGAGCGGACGAUGGUACGUGACCAUGGGCUUGUUCUGCCACGGAUCCGGAACCGCUCGAGUGUCGAUCAUGGAGAGCGUAAAGGAGUUCAUUAGGAAGCACCAGGACAUGCUGGCCGAGAUGCGAUCCCCCUGUGAUUGUGCGGAAUCGGUUCCAAGGUAUGCCGCCUGCAUAAGAUCACCCGAAUGCCUGGGGGCGAUGAACGAAACCGAGACUCUGAAAGUGAAGGAGUGCAUCAUGGAUGACAAGUGCAGCAGCAAUGGCAAGCAGAUGACGCGGCUCUUUGUGGAGCACCACAAGGCGGCCAUGGAGCAGCAUGUGGCGCUGGAGAACUGCAACACUUCGGUGGUGUUCUCAGUAUCCUCCAGUCCCUGUGUGGCUGGCAGAUGUGGGCGCUUUGGGCGAUGCUAUCACUACAUGUCCGGUGGCUUUGUCUUCUCCACUUGCGUCUGCUCGAAGGGCUACCGGGGCUGGGAUUGCACGGAGGAUUCGCAGGUGCCCACCAACAUGUCCAUCCUGCUGGCCACGCUGCUGCUCACGCUGAGCAACCUGCUCUUCUUCCCCAGCAUCUACAUGGCCGUGAAGAGGCGCUACUACACCGAAGGCGUCAUCUACUUCUUUGCCAUGUUCUUCUCCAUCUUCUAUCAUGCCUGCGACGCUGGCGAGGAUGAGUACAGCUUCUGCCUGGUGAAGAUCGGGGUGCUGCAGUUCUGCGACUUCUACUGCGGCCUGCUGAGCAUCUGGGUUACCUUGGUGGCCAUGGCCCAUGUCCGGCCGGAGUUGGUCUCCCUUCUGCAUAUGUUCGGGGCUAUCCUGCUGGCCUUUGGCACGGAGCUGAAUAAGCAGAGCUUGUGGGUAUUCCUGGCGCCGGCACUCACGGGCAUUUGCCUGAUCUCCACCAGCUGGGGACUGAGAUGUGCCAAGUCGCGGAAGGUGUUCCCCUCGCGGAGAUACCUGUCGGUGUGGCUGCCCUUUGGACUCACCCUCGUCGUGGCCGGUCUAGUGUGCUACGCCUUCCUGCAGACCAAGCAAAACUACCACAUUGUCCACUCCAUUUGGCACAUGGUGAUGGCCGUGAGCAUCCUGUGCCUGCUGCCCUCCAGAAAGUCCUUCCUGCCGAAGUGCUAGCAUGCCAGGGAGCUCCUGCUGCUGGCCCAGGAUCAGGAGUUUCACAUGUGAGACAACUGCUGACUUUGUGGCAGGAGGAGAUCCAAAACGUCAUAGCUUUCCCGAACAAUGUUACAGGACCUUAGGCUAAAACCUAUUUUAGUUUUGUACAAAACAAUACUCAUAGAAAAGUAGUUGGAUCAAAAUGCACGGAUUAAUAGAUGGAUACAGAGUUACUUAAUGGUUACAAUGUUUGUUUACCUAUCCCUUGCCAUACAAAUCUACUCACUAAGGCCUAAGAACCUUUUAUUUCUAGUAACUAUGUCAACAGCCUUACUAAAUUUAAUGAGAAAUGCACGCCUGAAAAUGUGCAUCAUAUAAUUUAUAGUGUAUAUAUAAAUACUUGUUGUUAGAUAAAUCGCAGACUGUAAGUUUAGCUAAUAAAUAGGACCUACUCUAAUAUAUUGUCUGCACUUAUUUAAAAUAAUCAAUUUAUUGAUAUUCGAUUCGAGGCAAUUGAUAAACAAAAUAUGCAAGACUUCAGUUUGUGUUUUGCUGUGUAAAACCUUUGAACAAAAUUGAUGGAAUUUAUACUUUACCAAUAAAAAGAUAACAGACCUUAGAA